AUGCAGAGCACGAGUUCCACGUCGAGCGGCUCCUGCUCCAGGCCUCUCGAGGGUUCCACGCUAAAUUCCGGCGGCAGUGCCGAGAACGUGGCCCGCGAGGGAGGCAGUGGCGAGGACAGCGUCGGCAUCGGCGAUGAGAAUCCCUCGGGCAGCAGCGCCGCCACUAACGGACACGACUCCAAACACAACGGCUUUAUUGUCAACAAUGGCAGCAGCAGUCGUAUCGUCGACGGCGAAAACAAUCGGGAAAACACCAGCUACAGCGGUGUGCAGCUGGACAAGUCCAAUCAGGAGAUUAUCCGACUGAUCGGGCAGUAUCUACACGACGUGGGGCUCGAUAAGUCGGUGCAGACGCUCAUGUUGGAAUCCGGAUGCUAUUUGGAGCACCCUUCUGCAACCAAGUUUAGGGAGCACGUCCUAAUGGGAGACUGGUCAAAGGCAGAUUCAGACCUUAAGGACUUGGAGCCAUUAAUCGACAAUGGAAAAUUGGCAACGAUCACCGAAAUGAAGUUCAUAUUGCUGGAGCAAAAGUAUUUAGAGCAUUUGGAUGAUGGGAAUCCUUUGGACGCCCUUCACGUCCUUCGCAGCGAGCUUACUCCCCUGCAGCAUAACAUAACGCGUGUGCACCAGCUGUCCUCCUACAUGAUGUGUUCUACCAACCAAGACCUUUACCAGCGCGCCAAGUGGGAGGGCAAGGGCAUCCUGUCGCGGGCCUUGGUCAUGGAGCGCCUACAGACAUUUAUGCCGCCGUCGGUGAUGAUGUCGCCACGGCGCCUGCGCACCCUGCUGCAGCAGGCCGUGGAGCUGCAGAGCCAGCACUGCCCCUGCCACGACAUGGCGUGGGAGACGAAUCUGGAGACAGUUUCGCUGCUUACCGACCACUGCUGCACCACGGACGGCUUUCCCAUGCAAACUAUACAGAUCCUUACCGACCACUGCGACGAGGUGUGGUUCUGCAAGUUCUCGCCCGACGGCCUCAAAUUGGCGACGGGAAGCAAAGACUCCACUGUGAUUAUCUGGGAUGUUGAUCCGUACAAGCUGACCCUCAAGCACCGUCGCGUUCUCGACGGUCAGGCCCAGCUCAGCGUGAGCUUCGUCAGCUGGAGUCCCGACUCCAAGCUCAUCCUUGUCGGCGGCACCGAGGAUUCCCACGAGCUCUACAUCUGGAACGUAGACGAUGGCAAGCUGGUGGUCAAAUUCUCGCAGUCUCUGGAGGACAGCCUGGCCUGCGGUGCUUUCAGUCGCGAUGGCGCUCGCUUCGUCUGCGGUGGCCAGAAGGGUCAGCUUUAUCUAUGCGACCUUAACGGCACCAUAGUCGACUCCUGGGAGGGAGUGCGCGUCAACAGCAUAGCCUUUCGGGCAGACAACAAAACGAUCUUAGCGGCCGAUAAUCAUUACCGAAUCAGAGGGUACAACUUUGAUAGCCCGCGUUCAGACUUUGAUAUUCUGAGGGAGCCACAUCCCAUAAUGACCUUCAGCAUCAACUCCGCCGACCGAUUGGCCUUGCUGAACGUCUCAAACCAAGGCCUUCACCUCUGGGACAUCGAGGACAAGUGCCUUGUGCGCCGUUUUCAAGGUAUACGUCAGAGCAACUUCGCUAUCCACUCCUGCUUCGGAGGCGUUAACGAGAGCUUCGUGGCCAGCGGCAGCGAGGACAAGGUCGUCUACAUUUGGCACAUCAAGCGCGAGGAGCCGUUGGCCAAGCUGGCCGGGCACACCAAGACGGUGAACUGCGUGUCCUGGAACCCCGUGUACCCGUCCCUGCUGGCCAGCGCCAGCGAUGACGCCACCGUUAGGAUUUGGGGACCGAAGCCCAACGGCAGCAGUGCAACGACUGAGAGCGACGAUUGCUCUUCUAGCUCGUCUUCGUCCUCCUGGAAUAUGACUUAAGGUCCCGAGCCGUAGCAAAUGGAUGUGCGUAGGAUGGAUUUUGGAUGCUGAUAUAGUUAUAGUGCGUCCUGACUUCGAUAUAAAAGCAGAAUGCGUCCCGCUCUGAUUGCGCGUCGGGGUCGUCGUUGCUACAAACUGCCAUUACAACAAGAUGUAUGAGCAGCAUGACUUACGAUUAGCAUUAAUUACUUAAGUACAUUAACACGAAAGGAGAGGCAUUACAUCAUAUCUACUAUGCUAUAACAAGAAAUCGAUUCGUUCUCAGAUUUCUUUUUUAUGUAUGUAUAUGGCGAUGCAAAUUAAUAUUUCCGGCCUAUAUUAGCGACUCUUCUCGAUCUUUUCAUUUAUCAAAAGUGCGAACGACCUGCUUGGUUUUCAAAUUAUUAAAUAUUGCCAUUUGAUUUGUUCUAUGCAGUUUCCGACAUUUAGUAUUUAACACGAUUUGACGUAAUUGAUACCCAACAGACACAAUAAAAAUAGUUCUAUAUAUGUUUUUAAA
Drosophila santomea is the source of this 2389-nucleotide messenger RNA. RefSeq names its product WD repeat-containing protein 26 homolog. The record is from RefSeq and is a predicted model, not a curated record. The transcript has 3 exons. The coding region runs from base 1 to 1890 and encodes 629 amino acids. Gene Ontology annotation, cellular component: GID complex. Gene Ontology annotation, biological process: proteasome-mediated ubiquitin-dependent protein catabolic process. Lineage: Eukaryota; Metazoa; Arthropoda; Insecta; Diptera; Drosophilidae. Gene Ontology annotation, molecular function: protein binding.